AUGAGGCUACUCCAAGAAACGGGCUAUGGCCUAGUAACAGGCGACGAUUAUGCUGUUCUAGCCCAAAGAAUUGCGGCCAUCGAAGGAAACGAUGAAGACGAGAACGACAGAAGCAAGAUCUUGUCAGAUAGCUACCGUUUCCAGGGCAUCAUAGGAAGCUAUCUUGGCACUGAGAAGGGCGUUAGCUGCACGAAGAAGUGGAUCGAGCUGCUCGUAGAACGCAUUGCGAAACAUCAACUCAAGGAAGACAUUGAUACCCUACCCAUUGCUUACAAUGAGUACGGUCGGGCUCUAAUGCGUAUUCCGAACGAGAAAAAGGCAUUGCGCUCGUGGGAGGUUUCGAGCGAUAUCAUCACAAAAAGGACUCCACCUGGAGAGUUACCCUUCCCAUUCCCAUGGUUCCAUCGAGCACUCAUCUAUGCGUUUGGAGGGCAAGCCGAUCUUGCAGACAGUCUGAUCUCUCCCAUUCUUGAGCAAAGAGAAAACAAGCUUGGCACAGAUGACACUAAGACCUACGAGUACGUCGCAAAGGCAAAUCGAUUUCCGGAGAAAGCGCUGACCAGUUCAGAACGGGAAUGA
Messenger RNA from Didymosphaeria variabile, 579 nucleotides. RefSeq lists its product as uncharacterized. The record is from RefSeq and is a predicted model, not a curated record. Bases 1 to 579 code for a protein of 192 amino acids. Lineage: Eukaryota; Fungi; Ascomycota; Dothideomycetes; Pleosporales; Didymosphaeriaceae. The transcript is spliced from 2 exons.